Python bivittatus (Burmese python) is the source of this 4313-nucleotide messenger RNA. RefSeq names its product folylpolyglutamate synthase (gene FPGS). The record is from RefSeq and is a predicted model, not a curated record. Gene Ontology annotation, biological process: tetrahydrofolylpolyglutamate biosynthetic process. Lineage: Eukaryota; Metazoa; Chordata; Lepidosauria; Squamata; Pythonidae. Gene Ontology annotation, molecular function: tetrahydrofolylpolyglutamate synthase activity; ATP binding. Gene Ontology annotation, cellular component: mitochondrion; cytoplasm; cytosol.
GGAACUUGGACUUCAGUCGCGUUAUCGUGUUUUAUUGUUUUAUUCAAGGCUGCCCCUUCUUGGCUUCCAUCGUACCGCAUGCGUGUGAGAAUGAAACAUUUCCUCGGCUGCUAUCUCUCUGGGAGAAUUUCAGACUCUUGGGUUGCAAAACUUUCUGCCUUUUUCUGCGGGAAGAGGCAGGGCCUCCACGAAGCUGCAGGGCUACACGGAUUGUGUUUUAUUCCUGAGGUUUAGCCCCUGUGUUUUAUCCAGGGAGCUCUCAUUUUAGCUAUACAGCACCCCUGUGAGGUAGGCUGCCUUGAGAAAACCUCCCCUAGUUCCUGGCUCUCUUCCUUUUUUUAAUUAGAACUUUUCAGGGCAGUAAACAGAGACAAAAUUUGAAGAGGAUUAAGGGGGAAAAAGUAUACAGAAAAUAAGAAAAAUGAAAGAAGAAAGAAGAGAAUUAGGACUUCCGCCCUUCUUCCUAUCAAAUAAUUGCCAUCUUAUUCUUCCUCCUUCCUCUUCGACCCUUUCUAAUCCCCAAAUCCAUAAAUCAUCAACCUUUUCUUCUUUCAGCGAAAAGUCCAUAUAGGUUUUCCAGCCUUUCAGAAAAAGUCUUUAUCCUUUUUUCCUGACCCCGCCGGUCAGCUUUGCCAUUUUCGCGGGCUCUGUCAAUUUUAUCAUCCAAUCUUCCACGGUGGGUAUUUUCUUAUUCUGCCACCUUUGGGCAUACAAUAACCUUGCCGCAGUUGCCAUAUGCGAUAUUAGUCCCCCCCCCUUUCUUUUUUAGUUCCUCGUCCUUAAAACCCAAUCAAAAUAAGUCUGGUUCCCUCAUAAUUUUAAUCUGCAAUAUCUUCUGCAUCAGCAUAUGAAUUUGUGCCUCCCUGGCCCUGGGCUCUUCCAGCUCCAUCCAAACAGUUGGAUCCCUGCCCCGGGCGGGCUCUUCUCUGCAGAAACCCAACGGCUGAACAGUCCUUACACGCCCUGGUCUCUUCCGAUACGUUCACGCACGUUGGGAAGAAUAGAUUCCCUUUCACCCGGUCCUGCUCGCUAUUCCCGGUGCAUUUGAAGCUGGCUGUUUGUUGAGGGUUUUGUUUGCUCAGGGGGAUGAAUGCGGGCCAUCUCGGCCGCUGGGGCGGUUGCAUCGUGCAUCGGGGCGGGGAGGCAGACGUCCUCUGGCCGGUGGCGUGCAGGAGGGCUGGAUCCCGGUGCCCCGACUCUGGCCAUGGAGGGGCGUAAAAGUGGCUGGGAAGGGUCCCGCAAGAAAAGGAGUUUUUCUCCCGCUGCUUUGCCUUCUCCCGAAAGGACCGGCGUGUGCCGAGGGAAACCCGGAUCCCAGCCCAGCGGCUUCCUCUUUCAGGACGCUAUUCGGACGCUGAACACCCUCCAGACCAACGCCAGCUACCUGGAGCAGGUGAAGCGGGAGCGGGGAGACCCCCAGAUGCAGCUGCAAGCCAUGGCCGUCUUCUUGGAACGCACCGGCUUGAAGGUCGAAGACCUGGAUCAACUCAACAUCAUUCACGUCACCGGGACGAAGGGCAAGGGUUCGGCCUGCGCCUUCACAGAACGGAUUCUGCGCAACUACAAUUUAAAGACGGGCUUCUACAGUUCUCCGCAUCUGGUUCAGGUUCGUGAGAGGAUUCGGAUCAACGGGCACCCCAUCAGCCAGGAGCUUUUUAGCAAAUAUUUCUGGCAGGUGUAUAACCGGUUGGAGGAGACCAAGGACUCUCACCAUGCCUGCAUGCCCGCGUACUUCCGGUUCCUGACGAUCAUGGCUUUCCAUGUCUUUCUGCAGGAGAAGGUUGACUUGGCGGUCAUAGAAGUUGGCAUUGGGGGUGCCUAUGAUUGCACAAAUAUUGUCAGGAAGCCAAUUGUAUGUGGGGUCUCCUCCUUGGGCAUUGACCACACCAGCAUCCUGGGGGACACCAUUGAGAAGAUUGCCUGGCAGAAAGGGGGCAUUUUCAAGCCCGGCGUGCCAGCAUUCACAGUUCCACAGCCAGAGCGACCCUUAGAAGUCCUGAAAGAGCGAGCUGAAGAAUGUCCGUGCCCGCUUUUCCUGUGCCCUGACCUGGAUGCCUUUGAAGACAACGACAGACCCCUCCAGCUAGGUUUGGCUGGUGACCACCAACGCUCAAACGCCGCUUUAGCCCUCCAGCUCUCCCGCACGUGGCUUGGCCAUUGUGGCUAUCUGGAUACCAAUGAGCUGAAAGACUUGUGGCUACCUUCUGAACUUCCAGCAAAGAGGGUGCCCCGCUUGGCUCCUGCUUUUAAGCCAGACCAGCCCAUGGUACAAGGCCUGCAAGAGGCCGUGUGGCUCGGACGUAACCAGGUAUUGCAUCACGGUCCGGUGACAUGGUACAUCGACGGGGCCCACACCACCAGCAGCAUACAGGCCUGCGUCCGCUGGUUUCGCCAGGCGGCCCUGAACGAAGAAAAACCUACAGAUGGCUCUGAAGUCCGAGUGUUGCUGUUCAACGUGACGGGGGACCGAGAUACGGCUGCUUUGCUGAAACUUUUGCUGCCCUGCCACUUCGAUUACGCCGUGUUCUGCCCCAACCUCACGGAGGUGUCGACAGUGGGCAACGCAGAUCAGCAGAACUUCAACGUCACCUUGGAGAACGUCUUGACGCGCUGCCUGCAGAACCAGAGUCACUGGAACCGCCUGAUGGAAGCCAAGCUGGCGCAGGACCCUUGGUUCCCUGUCUUGCCGGAGGUGGGGGGCUGGCUGAAGCAGCCCCCCCUUCACGGACCCCCGCUCUUCGCUGCCCCCUCGACUCGUCCGCUCAAUUCCAACUCCCUGGUUUUCCCUUGCAUCUCGCAGGCCUUGCAGUGGAUCACGCAGGGCAGGGACCCCCACUUGCCAACGCUGCUGCCCCGGGGGCUCCACCCGCACCCGGCGGCCAGCAGCGGGGCCGUUCUGCUCAAGGAAGCGGCGGCCAUCCAAGUCCUGGUGACAGGCAGCUUGCAUCUGGUCGGGGGCGUCUUGAAGCUGCUGGACCCCACCCUUUCGCAGUAGUCGCCAUCAGCCGCCAACCUGGACUGUUCCCGGGCAGCAGAGACCCUUGUGUGCUGCUGACGUCUCUGGCGUUGCGGCUUGGAGUCCUUCAGGGCACAUCCCGCUGUGCCAUUCCUGGGAGAUCGGGGCUGGGUUCUUGACUGGAGCGGACUGAGCUCCCGUCAGCUGGGGAUGAUGGUCAUCUGCCAGGUUCCUGCUUGAAUGCCGAUGGUUGCAGCUCGGUGUCCAAGUUAUCUGCAAGCUCGAAGGAAUGCUCCCUCUUCUACUGAGCGAGGACCUUCUCUGUGUGAGCCAUGUGCAGGAAACCACCUCCCUCAGCCUCGAGCAAUUCACACGUGAUGUUUCUCAGCAUGACCGAGGCAACGUCCCGGCCGGCCACCUCGGAGACUCCCGCGUGCCUUUUCGACUCGCCCAUUCGCCGUGUUCCUUCGCCGGUUCUCCUCUGCAUUUUUCAUCCCUGCCUUUCUCACUCGCUGCCUUGAUCCGAUCGCGGGCACUUUGGGAAAGCGGCUACUCGCUUUUCUCAGACGGCCUCCCCUUGAGAUUCCCCGCUCUGCCUUUGCGUCCUUUUUGGGGUGGGGGUGGGUGGGCAUCCGAGGGGACCAGUCAUCUGGGUACGGUGCUCCUGUGCUUGCUGCCAAGCAUGGGGGCCAGAAGAGCGGGCCGGCCAGACCCUCCCUCGAGUUGGCCAUUGGCAGCCUUGGGGGUCCCUGUGCUGAUUCACUAUGAGAUCCAAGUGCCUUUUUUUUCGGGGGGGGAGAAAGUCACUGUGUUCUUGCAAUGAGCUGCCCAGUUUUAGAGUUUUACUUCUCCGGAGCGAGCUGUUUUUAUUACUUUUUCAUUUUGGGUAGAGGGACCAAGCCUUCCACCCCCACCCCGCGCCAUUGGAUUUGGCUCAACAAUUGCCAAAGCCCAUUGACCUUUCUGGCCCCUUCCCCUUAUUAAAACAUCCUGGCGGGGAUGUUGAACCGCCCCUCCCAUCUUCCCUGCCUCUAGGUGGGGUCGGCCAGGGCUGAUGGGAGCUGUCGUCCCCGACUCUGCCUCUCGCCGGGGAAUUCUGGCUGAGCGUCCCUGCCUUCCGCCAGAGGAGUGACGUGGUUUGAAAUGGGUCCCUUGCAUUUAAACCUGAUCUCCACGUUCCUCGUUCGCAGCAUUGCGUCGGAUCGCCUCUUACUUUCAGGGAACUCUGCGCGUUCUUAGAUACGUCCGAGCUGCCAAAACCUUUCCUGCCUUCUCUCUGCAAACGUUUUUGGUUGAGCUAAGAACACUAACCCAGCGUUUCUCAACCUUGGCAACUUAAAGCAGGUGGACUUCAACU